AAAUGUAUCUAUCUGUCAGAGUGCUGAAAGAGGAGCAAUGGAGAAAGCUGUGGUAUUAAUGGCUGUGGCUCUCGCUGUCUGUGUAGACUGCACCCCGAUGGAGUUCUUUCAAACUGGGCUCUUACUGAACUGGACAGAGUCAGUAGAGGCAUGCAGACAGAACUUCAAUGAACUGGUCACCAUGCAAAGUGAAGUAGAAUACCAGCGGUUUUGGUCUUACAUCAAAUAUUAUAAAGGAUUGUACUGGAUUGGUCUCCAAUACAACAGUAGCAAUAUAAAUAAUGCCCUGAAAUGGGUUAGUGGAAACCCCACUACGUACAGCCACUGGGCUGAACCUCCUACUGGUGUUGGAUGUGGAGCAUUUAACUUUUCAAAUGAUGGUUGGGUUAUACUUAAUUGCUCAUACAGAUUGAUGAGUGUUUGUCAAGGUAUUGUCACAGUAGGUGGUAGUGAUCCUGGGAAAAAAUGUGUCUUCCCCUUUUACUAUAACGGACAUCAGUACUUCAGAUGCACAACCGAGAAUAACAACAAUGUGCCUUGGUGUGCAACAACCACAUAUUUUUCCAUAGACAGAAAGUGGGGCAACUGCCAUUUUACUGAACCAUCCCAACCUGGAGAGAUCAGGGUAGACUCUGUGGGAAACGACUCUGUUUCUCUGAGCUGGGGCAGUCCUGUCGGUAUGGACGGGCUCCAGUACAGCUUCAGCAUCACCUACUCCAGCUCCUUCUGGGGUCACAGUGGCUCCACCAACGCACCCUCCAACUCCACUGUCAUCUCUAACCUGAGACCUGGAAGUGAGUAUGUCUUCAAUAUCACUACUGUACAGGCCAAUGGGGGCUGGAGCAAACCGGCUUCAAUAUCUCUCUACACCAGUUUCCCUGACACAUAA
Molecule: messenger RNA, 889 nt
Organism: Polyodon spathula (Mississippi paddlefish)
Lineage: Eukaryota; Metazoa; Chordata; Actinopteri; Acipenseriformes; Polyodontidae
Product: secretory phospholipase A2 receptor-like
Exons: 4
Coding region: 38-889 (283 amino acids)
Molecular function (GO): signaling receptor activity; protein binding
Source: RefSeq, a predicted model, not a curated record